AUGAAGAUAGAGCUAAUUGAUCCGACAACAAUGUUGCCACAGACAACAGUGUCUUUGAUAGAGCCAAGAAAAUGGUAAAUUAGGGAUUGUUUAUAUGUUCAGUACUCUUUAAAUGAAGCUUAGUAUAAUACGAAAUAAGAAUGUUGUGAAUAUCAAAGUAUAAAUUUUUAAAAUAUAUGUUCCCUAGAAGCAUGGGAUUCAUGAGAAUUUAUAAAUGGCCUACAAUAAAUAAGCAGUUUUUUGUAGCCCUGUUUUUGGGUAUUGCUUGUGGUUGGUUUAUAGCUUAUACAGGUGUUCCCCAUGAAAUUCUGGCACUGACUGAUCCUCAUACUAGUAAUGAUAUGGAAAAUAUGUAUGGACCUACGGUGGAUCCUGGAAACCAUGCAGAAAAUGAAGAGUUUCACAAUAUGGAAGAUCCCACAGUGGCUAAUAAACUGUACAAUAAUGUUAGAAUAUUAUGUUGGAUUAUGACUGGCCCCAAAAAUCAUGAGAAAAGAGCAAAACACGUUAAAAAUACUUGGGGGAGAAGAUGCAACAUUUUAUUGUUCAUGAGCUCAGUGGAAGAUUCAUCAUUACCUUCUAUAGCUCUCCCAGUUAAAGAAGGAAGGGACAAUCUUUGGUUAAAGACUAAAGAAGCUUUUAAAUAUGUUUAUAAACAUUACUAUGAUUCAGCAGACUGGUUUCUAAAGGCUGAUGAUGAUACGUAUGUGAUAUUAGAAAAUUUAAGGUAUAUGCUCUUACCUAACAAACCAAGUGAACCAGUAUAUUUUGGAUGUAGAUUUAAACCUUUUGUUAAGCAAGGUUAUAUGAGUGGAGGUGCAGGUUAUGUUUUGAGUAAAGAAGCACUUAGAAGAUUUAUUGAAGUCGGUUUAACAAAUUCGACUGGAUGUUCACCAGCUAAUGGUGGAUCUGAAGAUGUCGAAAUGGGAAAAUGUAUGGAAGCCGUUAACGUGAAAGCAGGUGAUUCACGUGAUUCAUUAGGUAGAGGAAGAUUCUUUCCAUUUGUACCUGAACAUCACCUAAUUCCUGGACAUGUAUCAAAAAGUUUCUGGUACUGGGAUUAUAUUUAUUAUGAACCUAAACAGGGGAUGGAUUGUUGUUCGGAUAACGCGGUUUCAUUUCAUUACGUCAGUCCUAAUCAAAUGUAUGUAUUAGAAUAUCUUAUAUAUCAUUUAAGGCCAUAUGGUAUAUCAUUUCAUGUAGAGAUGCCACCGGAAUUGACUGAAAAACCAUCUGUCAGUUAUGAAACUUCAGAUACCACGAUAUAAAACAACAACUAAUUUAGUUCUUGACCUUUUAUUUUUAAUACAGGGUAUUUUUAAAAUCUCAAAACAAUACUAUGUUUAAUUAUUUUACUUCAGAAUAUUCCAACUUUUCGUUCUGAUAAUCUCAGUCAUAUCAUAAUAUGUUACAUCACUGGAGGCCAUAAGAAUAAUAAAACUGUAAGUUAAUAAGGUCGGUCGAUAAUAGUGAAAACUUUCACUACAAAAAGUCUUUGCAGUGUAAACAAAUUUUAAAGCCUAUUUAUUUCCGAGCAAUUUUGCUUAUUUUUGACUAAGAACUUUAAGGCAUUUCUUUCUUGUAAAGUUGUUUCUGUUUAAAUACUCUAAUAUGAGUAAUUAUCUUGUUAAUUUAAAGAUAGAAACCUAGAAAUGCGAUUAGAUACAAACAAAAAAUAAUUUUGGUCAACAAUAUAGACCCGUUUAAUUUUAGUGAUACAGAUUCAGUAUUGAUCCAGUGGACUAUCCAAAAAUUAGAAAUAUGGACAUUAUUAGCUAUUUAGUGUUAACCAAAAGUUACUACACAUACCAGCAACUUUGAAGUACUUUAACAAGAUUUGUCAGUAACGGUGGAAGUCGAAAAGCUGCGGUCCAAAAGUAAGAUCCAUAUUUUUUCUUCUUAUACGUGAAAUUUCUUUGAACUCUGUCCAUUAUUGUAUUUGAAAAAUGCGGGUAGACGGUAGAAACUCAGUUUAUCUCUGACAUUAUUUUUAGCACAUUGUACAGUACAACAAAACACCAUUUUCUCAAAUGAAUGCCAAUAAGACCAAAAUAACUUCACAAAAUGCUUAGUUCACUAAAAGGCUGCCCAAUAAAAUGCUUUGUUCAUGAUAUAAGGAUAAAACCUUUUGACAUUUAAUUGACAUAGUUGUUGCUUUCAAAUUUAUCCAGUUCUUUGUGCACGAAACCCGUGGGCUCGAUGCUCAUGAGCUUAGUACACAGAUUCAAUUGGAACAAACCUCCGUGAGUAUUAUUUCAAGUGACAUAUUUUAAAACAUAUCCACAAAUUAUUUGUUGCCGUGUCCGAAAUGAAAGAUACUCGAUUAAUUGAAUAGAAAAAUGAAUACUAUGGAAGCACUUUCUUGUAAGUACCCUGAUAUACCUUAUUAUUUAUAUUUUAUUUCAAAUAAUAAAUAUGAACAUUAAAUUUGAAAUAAAAGUUUACAUAACCUCAAUUUUACAGUUUGUGUUACAAGUGCAGUUUUGAAACCCACGAAAUCCGUUUAUUUAACUGGUGCUUGAGAGGCAAAGGGAAAACGCAAAAUUGGAAAGCGACUAGUGUUGAAAUUGCCUAUUAGGCAAUCUACGUUAAAUUAACGGCCGUUCGAUAAACCAUUGAAAUUCUCGUGUGUACCCCUGUUAACUUUUCUUGGGUUUUCCAAUAGUAAGAGUUGUUUUGUAUUCUUGUUGUUUCAUGGUGUUAAGAGGUCUCCAUAGAUAGUUUUUAGAUCUGUUUCAGUGAAACUAAUACGUUUGAAACUGAGUAUUUUUGCAGUCUGCAAGUAAGCUUUCAAGUAAUUCACAAAAUUUAGGACGCUUGUAUUUAUGUUGUGCUUAAAUCACGGAAGUUUUUCAGACAUUCAUUUCCACUGUUGCGUUCAAGUUUUUCAAACAUAAGUAGGUUGCAAAGUGAUAACCCAGUGGCAGCUGAAAGGUACUAGGACAAACUUGAAGCUUUAGGUGGAGUUAAUCCCUUUUUAUUAGAUGAAAGAGCUUUAGUCAGAAACCUGUUAAUUUUCGAAGUUUCGAACAUACUUGCAUAUGUCAAGCACAACAGGGCAUAGUGGAAAAAACCGACAAAGCCACGUUUCUAGGAGGAAAUUUCACACUUCUUUUAGUAGCAAAUCUUUAAGAAGCAAUUUCGCAAUAACACUGGAAAUAAUGAGGUCUACCCACGGGCAAUUUUUAAUGGGCAUCAGCUGGUUAUGAUCAUUUCUUAUAUUGCUCAGUUAGUUAUAUGGAAUAUGACCUUGUCUUUUUGUAACCCAACUUUACUGAUCAUCUGUCUGAUUUGGAAGCUACAGAUGAUUUAUAAGGUGUUGAAAUUGACUUUCAAAAUGCUUGACAAAAUUGGCAGUUACCAUAACAUGAAAAUUUUAUGGUAAUGAUAAAUAUUUAAAGCCAAGCGCUGGAACGUGUAUUUUCUAUUUGCAGUACACAGGAAAAAAGCGUGGGAUUAGAUUGUUACCAGGCAAUAAAAAAACAGCGAAAACUCUUUAUUUUAGACCAGAGCCCUACCAUGGCUUCAUGAAAUGUCACAUUAACUACUAAACUGAAAGCUUAAGGAUCAGAUAGAGUAUUAACUAGAGAAACACUCGAAUGUACAGGGCUUCUAUGGUCAGCCAUCCAAUAUAAAAAAAUUGGGGGGCUGCUUUUAGAAAAGAAUGGGGGGCACUAUUCUAGUAUAUAUUUGAGUUGUAUAUAUUUGUAGUAAAUGGAAAUAAUGUAUUUUUUCGUUGUAUCUUAUAGAUCAAUGAUAUAUAGAUCUUCUCAAUGACUGGCAGAUUACUAUAUUAUUGGUAAUUAUAAACGAUUGUUCAGGCUUUCCUAUAGCCAAUAGCAGCGAUAUUUAAACUUUUUGAUUUGAAACUUUCCUAUUAAAGAUGUUCUAACAAAUUUUAUUUCAGAAAGGUGCAUGUGCAUUUAAUGGGGCAGUUUAUCAAUCCUGAAGUUGGGUAUCUGAUAAUAGUAACCAGUAAAUAGGGUUGAAGUUGGCAAUAAUGAUGAAUAAAUAUAUCAGGCUCCAUUGAUUCUGCUUUCUUUCCAUUGACUAAUGGGCAUUCUCUAUGCUAUGAAGCUUUAUUAUUUAUAUGAAUUCCUUCAACACGAACUAAAGCUCUAUGUAGUUAGGGAAAGAGUUAAUAAUUUUGUUGUUUCAUCUGUUUUCUCAUUUUUUAUCAAGUUUUAACAGUAAACGAGUAAAAUUGCUGCGUCGUUUUUAUUAUUAUUAUCUAUUUUAUCAGAAUAAAUCCCACUCACAAGAAACCAUUGAAGAUUAUUCAAAAUUUACACAAAUCAGAUACCGAAUUUAAUUCACAAAAUAUAAUUGUUAGAUUAAUCCUUAACCAGAGACAUGUCAGCUUUGUUACAUGAACAGAGAGGUGUCGUCUGCUAGACUACAUUUUUUAGCUGGCGAAAAUAAAUAAAAUACUUUAAAAGGCUUUAUUUUUUAUUCAAAAUAAACAAACUUAAUCCUUUUGGAUGAAAUGGAAUGAAAUUUAAUUUAAUUAUAAACAAAAAAAAAUCAUAUCCCUGAAGAAGGGAAAAAAUAAGAAAUAUUUGAACAAGAAUAAAAAAAAGUUUUUACACUCCAUAAUAUUCAAAACACAAAAAUUGGUAUAAAAAAAGUGGAUAAUAGGAAAGUAACUAAAACUAAAAAUAUAAAAAAACAUCAAACAUAAUGUCUUGGGGCUCCUGUAACAAUCCUCAAAGUUUAGUGUUUAUCUUCAAUGCACUUGUCACAAAUUGGCUUUGUACACUGUAGGCAUAUAGGUUUCCGACACUCAAUGGAAAAAUAUUUGGUCAUUCUACGUUUGGCUGAUGACAUAUUUUCCUUUUUUCCAAAAAAAUGUAUAUUUGGGUGCGCCGGUGCUUCUACUGUAGAGCCAAGGAUACGGCUUAUGGUCUGUCGUAUUUCUCGUGGUAUAUGCACAUUUAUCAUUCGUCUGUCCAUAUGUGGUUGCACUAGUUGUUUUGCUAAUUGUUUGGUGAACUUACUUUUUUCUUUUAUUUUUGUGUUGUUUUGGUAACAUUGGUUUAAAAUAUAGGAAUUUACGACAGAGAGUUCGUCGACUCGAAGAACUCUUGGAACACUUCUCAUCAAUACUGUCAACCCCUCCCUUAUUUCUAUUAUAGUAAGAAAUAAUUUCGGGUUUGUUUACUAUAUUGUCAUGCAUCGAGUAUACCAAUAUUGUGGCCUUUCCUUUCGUCCCAUGAGAUAUUAUAGUUUUUUCUUCUCUAAACAAAUAAAUUAUAGAUCCUUUUUCUUUUUUCUUAUCAGGUAGAAAAUUAGGUGGAAUUUCAGCCUUAUUUUUUUUCAUAGUGCCGACAUACGUCAAUUUAUUCUUCAGCAAAAUAUCCACUAGUUGUAUGGAAGUAUACCAGUUGUCGGCCGUGUCCUAUUGCUAUUGAAAAGUGGUUUAGCGAGACAUAAUGCUGCUUGGGUGGGUUUUGAAAUUUUUUUUUCAUCAGUGAGCCUUUUUCCGUCCAAGUCUUUGCCACAUUAAAUAUAAGCGUUAUAUAAAUAGCUAUUCCUAGCAUCUGUCAGGGAUUGUAUUUUAAUGCCAUACUUGGCCGGUUUGUUUGGCAUGUACAUUUUGAAACGACACCUUCCCCUAAAACUCACGAGCAUUUCAUCUAUGGUGGCGGACUGGCCAAAUACAUGAGCACUUUGGCAAUUUUGUAUAAAUGUAUUGAAUACUAAGUAAACUGUCGAUGCUGAAUCAUUCUGCUUUCGCUUUUCUCGGUCUCCGGAAUUAUCAAACCAUAGAGCACAUAAUAAAAUCGACAUUCGUUUUAUGCUCAUCACGCAUCUAAAUAUUUCUCUACCGGUUCCAUCAGUAGCAAAUUUAGUCUCUAGAUUCGAAUUAAAUAUCGCUGAAUAUAUCAGUAGACCUAAAAAUGACUUCAACUCAACAAUAUUAAUGUCUCUGACAUUAUAUACUAUACACUAUACACAUUGUACUAAGUUUUUUAUUAGUCCAUUUCAUAAUGUGUCCUAAAAUAUUUUCACUAAAUAAUAAACCCCAAACUGAAAGAGGAUCCGCUGUGUCACCCAAACUUCGUGAUUUGGCAGUCAAUAUGGGAAUUUUUAUGACAAUAUUAUGUUUUCGAGUCGUAGAUGAUGGGCGAACUUCUGAAGACCAUGUAUUCUUGCCAUAAAAGUAAGCUGAGGGACUUUCUUGAAGCGUUCCAUCAUUUUCAACAUCUUCAUCGGCCCUUUGCUCUAUAAUUGUAUCGUGUUCAGAUUCUAUACGAUAAUCGUUGGAGACAUUGUCUAUAUCACUAGUAUCACUAAAAUCCUCCCGAUACCAUUUCUGUAAAGUCUCUUUAUAAUUCGGAUCAUCUAAACGGACACGCUUUGACGGCCCGGCCGUAUUCUUGUUUAACUAUUCUCACAAACACACGGAGACGCUUCGUCUGUCGGACUACGUUGCAGGUACCAACCACUAUAACUUCUCAAAACACACUGAUCUACUUGCUAGGCUCGAAUAAGGGAAGGAGUAAGUGAAGUAACACGCCACUAGCUGCUCUUACCAGUGAAUACUGAUCCAUUAAUUUUUUGGCGUCGACUCACAGACGACAUGUCUCGGGUUAAGGGUUAAGUCGCCCGUUUUCAAAUAUCUAUUCUAUGGUAUGUUUGGGCUAUCAUCCAGUUAUCUGACUUAUCUCCCAGUUAAAACGAAGGGAUAAAUAUCUCACAAUGUAGCUAUCGGAUGAAUUAUACUGUUGUCAAUAAACCAAGCUUACAAAAUUAUAGCAUAAUGUUAAAUAUUUUUAUUAUUAUUAUUUCACAGAUCAAUUGUAAUUGAGGAUCUGACCCUGAGUGUGACAGUUACAGCUUACACAUGUUUAGAAUAAAAUGAUUCAUGAGGUGCAAAGAAAUCAAUAAAAAUGUAUUUUUAUGGCGAGCAGUUAUCACUAGUCGUUGAAAAGACCUAUACUGAGUGAAUCAUAACUAUUGAGUAGGAACAAAUUAUUUAUUUGUAUAAAAAUAUGAGAAAUGGACCAAAUAUUUCAUAUGGGUGUCUAGCAAUAGUACUUUUAUAUUGGAAAAUCUUGCUAAGUAAUAUUAAAAUAAUGGACGCUGCAAAAUUGACUUAAACAUAAAAUUAAUGUUUUUAAUGCUUUGGAAAUUAAGAUAUUUGAAUUUACUAAAAAAUGAAAAAUUCACAAAUUGCUGCACGCCCUAAUAAUGAAAUGUUUUUAUGGAAAAGGUUCUAUAUACUUUGUUCAUUUUAUUUCAGUGUGAAUGUUUUUUGUGUUAUUUUAACAAUUUUUAAAAAAUAUUUAUAUAAUUUAUUAUUACUCAGAAAUGGUACUUAAUAUUUAUGUGACAAUGAAAAUUGGCGUUCUUAUUCGAAUAUAUAGGAUCAAAAAAACGCCCAAUUGCUAAUACUAGUCUCAUUUGCCAAAUGUAUAUAUUUUGUAUUAGUUAAGAUUAAUUAUCAGUCAGCACUCUGAAUUCUUUUGUCCUUUUUUCUCAAUAUUUAUAUUAUAUUUGUAUAUCAAUAUAAGGGGAGAAAGCAGUAUAUUGUGCCAUAUUGAUAUCUUCUCCCUUUUUAUUUUAGAAUAAAUUAUAACAAUAAUCAAUUGAUUUCAGUUGAACUAUAUAAUAAACUGGUAGUUAAUAUUUAGCUGUUUUAAGAAUGAAACUUUUCACGUUUGAAAGAUGAUGCAUCUACAAAAAUGUUUUCGAUUUCAAUUUCAAAUAUAUACAGUGUGAUUAGUUAAGAAAAAUUAAUUUUUUUUUCAACUAUAGAUGUAUUCACAAUGCUUCUGAUACAAUUAUGAAAAAUAAUUAUUGUAAAAAAACCUAAUUUAUUCGUUUAUAAUGUUAACCACCUGUUUCUUAUAACAAGGAGUAUUGUAAAGAAUUCGUGUAUGUAUUAGUAUUACUAUUUGUUGAUAAAAUUUCAGUACAAUGUCAAAUUUUUAAUCCUUUUUAUCACUUUUAGCGUCACAAAGACAUCUGCAUCACAAAUUUCCUGUAAUGGCAGUUGGCAAUCGAUAAUCUAACCGAGGACGCCAGUUUUCGUCCCAUUUCUUCGAAUUAUUUGUGAAGUUAAAAUAUCUUUUGUUAUAUUUAUAGCAAGAAUAAGGAAACACACUUAAAAACCAAGAAAAAACAAAAAAAAAAAGGAAUUUUGACGCAAUUGGCGUGACGUCGGACUAAAGAUUUGUCGUAUUAUCGAGUGUCAACUGUAUUAUUAUAAAAUUAUACAAAUAUCAUUAAAUUAUUUGUUCAAUGUUCAAAAAAUUAAUAAAGAAAUUUAAUGAGUCACAACAAA
Molecule: messenger RNA, 8290 nt
Organism: Diorhabda carinulata
Lineage: Eukaryota; Metazoa; Arthropoda; Insecta; Coleoptera; Chrysomelidae
Product: glycoprotein-N-acetylgalactosamine 3-beta-galactosyltransferase 1-like
Exons: 6
Coding region: 177-1268 (363 amino acids)
Cellular component (GO): membrane
Molecular function (GO): N-acetylgalactosaminide beta-1,3-galactosyltransferase activity
Source: RefSeq, a predicted model, not a curated record